CCUCUAGGGAGGCUUGGCUCUGUCUUUUACUUUGAAGCCGAGCAAAGCAAACUCCUGUCCGGAAAAGUGAUAGAACAGGUCUCCUCUUCCUGGCUGUCUCAACUCUAAUCAGCCCCAAAGCUGCUUCUCUCUCACCAUACCUUGCAAACAAAUCUCGCACCAAUACAACGCAAAUCCCCCAUGCCCCAACCCCAAAUUUUUUUCUCUUCAUCAUUUCAUUUCCAUUGCAUUAAUAAUAACAGUACAAUUUUCUUCCUACUUCCUCCUCCUCUUGCCCUUCUGCAUUAUUUCCAAGUCUUUCCCUUGCCUUUGGCCUGUCCCACUUUUUCUGACUCUUCCCCGAGCAAUAAUCACCAAACUCACCCUUCCCUGCCAUUCACUUCACUUCACUUCUCUCCCUCCCCCUCGACACCCCAACACCAAAUUUCCACAAUCUUCAAAAAUCUCAUCUUUGAUUUUGGUCAAAGGUUUUUCUUUGUCAGUUUUCUUUGAGCACCAUGGAUUCUUCCAUUUAUGGUGUUUCUUCCUCCAAGAUUUUCUUUUUCGCCUUCUUUCUUUCGUUUGCCAUUGCGGCAUUGACUCAAAAUCCAUCUGGAAAAUCCUUUUCUUCAUCAGCUUCCGGUCAGAUUAACUCAAACUCGGUCCUUGUUGCUCUCCUUGACUCGCAUUACACUGAGUUGGCUGAACUCGUUGAGAAAGCAUUACUACUCCAAACCCUCGAAGAAGCUGUUGGCAACCACAAUAUUACCAUUUUUGCCCCUCGAAAUGAAGCCUUGGAGCGUCAACUGGACCCGGAGUUCAAACGGUUCUUACUUGAACCCGGAAACCUUAAGUCGCUCCAAACCCUUCUAAUGUUCCACAUUAUCCCCAAACGGGUCGGAUCCCACCAAUGGCCAGACCCCAAAACCGGUCCUGUCAAACACAACACCCUGUCUAACGACCAUCUGCAGUUAACUUCCAAAUCCACCAGCAAGAAAACUGUGGGGUCAGCCGAGUUGAUUCGACCCGACGACGUGAUCCGACCCGAUGGAGUGAUCCACGGGAUCCAGCAGCUCCUCAUUCCCCGUUCCGUCAUAGAAGACUUCAACAAGAGACGUAAUCUGGAGUCAAUCUCCGCCGUUUUACCUGAGGGUGCGCCAGAAGUGGAUCCUCGCACCCACAGGUUGAAGAAGCCAGCGCCAGUGCCAGCUGGAGCACCACCUGUACUCCCGAUCUAUGACGCGAUGGCACCAGGUCCUUCUCUGGCACCGGCACCGGCACCGGGACCUGGCGGACCUCGUCAUCAUUUUGACGGUGAGAGCCAGGUCAAGGAUUUUAUCCAAACGUUAUUACAUUACGGCGGGUAUAACGAAAUGGCUGAUAUUCUAGUGAACUUGACUUCUUUAGCAACGGAAAUGGGGAGACUGGUUUCUGAAGGAUAUGUUAUAACGGUCUUGGCUCCGAAUGAUGAAGCCAUGGCGAAGCUUACUACUGAUCAGUUAAGUGAGCCAGGGGCGCCGGAACAGAUUAUUUAUUACCAUAUUAUUCCUGAGUAUCAGACUGAGGAGAGUAUGUACAAUGCGGUUAGGAGGUUCGGGAAAGUGAGAUAUGAUACGCUGCGUUUGCCGCAUAAGGUAGUGGCUCAGGAGGCUGAUGGUUCUGUCAAAUUUGGGCAUGGUGAGGGUUCAGCUUAUCUGUUUGAUCCGGAUAUUUAUACAGAUGGGAGGAUUUCGGUUCAGGGGAUUGAUGGGGUUUUGUUCCCGGAGGAAGAGAUUGAGCCUGUUAUGAAACCAGCUGCUGUCAAGGUCUCCUCCAAGCCCAGAAGAGGGAAAUUGUUGGAAGUUGGAUGUUGGAUGCUUGGCACUCUCGGACAGGAUUCACGAUUUCAAUCAUGUUAAUGAAUGAAUAUAUAAAAAUUAUAGUCUCAAGAAGGGAAGAAAAAGGAAAAGAAACUGAAACAAAGGUGAACAGUACUUUCUUGGUGUAAAGAUGGUUUAUCAUUUGCAGUUGUACAGUUAGAUUUUGUCUCAUAAUACACUGGAAAGGAGGCACCUGGUGAUGCUUGAUAUCCUCAAAAGAAAAAAAAAAAAAAUCCUCAGAGAAGAGAAAGCUUGCUGAUAUUUUGUCAUAAAUACUGUAAUUACAUACCAUUUUUUUAUUAUUUUUUGUGUAUGAUUCACUAUCUUAUAUAUAUGCAUACGGUAUGAACAACCACUUUCGAAAAAACCCAUCUGCUUCAUUGUAUCAAGGGUUAUUCUGUUGUAUUUGCCUGAAUCAAAUUCAAAGCCGCUUUUUGUAGUCUUGUUGAGUUACUUUGCUAUGCUUGGCAGUGGUUGCCUGGAUGAUGA
Molecule: messenger RNA, 2327 nt
Organism: Durio zibethinus
Lineage: Eukaryota; Viridiplantae; Streptophyta; Magnoliopsida; Malvales; Malvaceae
Product: fasciclin-like arabinogalactan protein 17
Source: RefSeq, a predicted model, not a curated record